This is a messenger RNA of Otolemur garnettii (small-eared galago), 3083 nucleotides long. It is a transcript of the gene RAB5B, whose product is annotated as RAB5B, member RAS oncogene family. Gene Ontology annotation, molecular function: GTP binding; GTPase activity. The record is from RefSeq and is a predicted model, not a curated record. The coding region runs from base 1 to 570 and encodes 189 amino acids. The transcript has 5 exons. NCBI's taxonomy places the organism in Eukaryota, Metazoa, Chordata, Mammalia, Primates, Galagidae.
AUGACAGGAAAAGCAGUUGGCCCAUGGUGUUACCAUUCAUCCGCCCACUUACAACAUCUUCCCCUCUCUAUUCUCUUAUCCACAGCGGCCUUCCUCACCCAAUCAGUUUGUCUAGAUGACACCACAGUCAAGUUUGAGAUCUGGGACACAGCUGGGCAGGAGCGAUACCACAGCUUAGCUCCUAUGUACUACAGGGGUGCCCAAGCUGCAAUUGUGGUUUAUGACAUUACUAAUCAGGAAACUUUUGCCCGAGCAAAGACAUGGGUAAAGGAACUACAGCGACAGGCCAGUCCCAGCAUUGUUAUUGCCCUGGCAGGGAACAAAGCUGACCUAGCCAACAAGCGCAUGGUGGAGUAUGAAGAGGCCCAGGCAUAUGCAGAUGACAACAGCUUAUUGUUUAUGGAGACUUCAGCCAAGACUGCUAUGAAUGUGAAUGAUCUCUUCCUGGCAAUAGCUAAGAAGUUGCCAAAGAGUGAACCCCAGAAUCUGGGGGGUGCAGCAGGCCGAAGCCGGGGUGUGGAUCUCCAUGAACAGUCCCAGCAGAACAAGAGCCAGUGUUGUAGCAACUGAGGGGUGGCUAGCAGCGAACAAGUAUGGAGCUAGCACGAGAGCUAAGAAAUAACCUCCAUCCCCACCCCUCAGCACACAGCCCGUAUGGUAACAGCACACUGAGCCCUGGCUCCCAAGGGCUGCCUCCUGACAGCUCCGUCAUGGCACUUUUUAACGCUUCAGCAACCAACACCAGGCAGCUGUUGCCACUGGCCUCCUACCCCUACUCUGGGGCUUGGGGCUCAACUCCCCCCCAGGACUUACCUCCCAAAACAAACUUUCUUCACUUUGUAUUAUAGGUGCAAGACAGUGACCUACUUAUCUUUCCUCUUUUCCCCAGUGUUCCUCCCCAUUUUUUCAGAAAACACUUUUUUUCUCCUGCCCCUUCACCCUCCUGAUUUGAUCAAUCCCUGUUCUUGAUCCUGUUUUCCUCCUCUCCCCAGGAUGGAGAAGGUGGUGAACCCAAGAACUGAGGAAGGUUUCCAGUUCAGUUACAUUAAAGGGCCUUGGGGGAGAAUAAAGCUCAGAGCAGGAGAAAGUAAGGAAACAUUUCUUUUUUGUUUUUAUUUGGUUGGAAUUUCACAUAUCUGAAAACAUUGCAGUAUCCAUGAGUUAGCCUAUGGAGGGUAUUCCUAGGUAGAGGUGAGAAUGGGGAGGCAAGGUCUCAGGCAUCAGGUGGGAGUGAUGUUGGGUGGGAGUUAUCCCUUAUCCCUGGGUGGUGGUGGAGAGCCAGUGUCAUCUGUGGCUCUGGAAUGCUUCUAAGGCCUAGUUGGCACAAAGCCCUCACCCAGCCUCUUAGGGUAGCUUCUCCCCUGCAGUGGGGAUUGGACCCCAAAGUCCUCCAAAGAAAUCUUCACUGGUUGCCUGUGUCUUUGGCUCUGCUGUGAUACAAUUGGAGGAGGGACCAGUUUCUGAUAUCCGUCCUCUGAUUUAUACAUACACAUUUUCCCCCCUCUGGCCUUUAGAUGGUCUUAGCCCCAGCCACCAUAUCCCCCUGCAGUUUGCACUUUAAUUGAUGGUAAUUCACUUGGGAUACUUGUUUUAUGGUGGUUUUGGUUGAUUGAUUUACCCUCUUACCUUCUUUUUAAUUAAAUGGAAUCUGAGGUAUAUGUGAGGUUUUCAGAGUAGUUAUGGAGAGUACAAGUGGCAGCUACUCAAGCGCAAUCUCCACCUUAGCGUCCUCCACCUCUGAUUCUUAACCUUAUAUUCUUGCCAAUCUAGCUCUUGAGUAUAGGUUUGCCUUUCCCAGAAAUUAACUGAGCAACUAAGGAAUGGUCUCAGAAUAGCACAAGCCAAGGUAAGGGAGUAAAGAGGGGUCAAGCAAAAGGGAAGAGUUACCUACUCUUACCCAGGGUUCACUUUCAAUUUGGUAUCCAUUACCAUGUCUUUUCUACUUCCCUGUAAAUAGGUAUGAUCUUACUCCCACUGUUCUGUUCCCUGCCUCCCAUCAGGCGCUAUUUCUUUUCUCCUUUGUUAAUAUCUUGAGUUUAGUCCCUCCAUUCUUAUCCUCAUUCUGCCCCCACCCCCACCCCACAACCAGUGGUUUAAUUCAUGUACCACUAGGGGCUAGUACCACAAAGUCCUCCUUGUGGCCCCUCACAUGAUGCCACCUGUUCCCAUGGACAGAGAAUGACAAACACUGGAGGUAUUUCACAGCUGUCUCCUAUCAUUAGAGGACCUUGGUCCUUUCUAACUCUCUAGCCCCUCUUUGUGUCCCUCAUCAGGUGUUUUAGGAUGUCUUUGGGAAGCCAUCAAGGCAAGAGAGAACCCUUUUUCCUCUUUGUUCUAGCUCAGUUUGGGGAAAAUUUGGGAAAGAUAAAAGUCACAGUGACCUACAGUUGGAACCUUUCUGCCCUUUUGACUUACAGACUGUCUUCUAUCCCAGAGCAGCUGAGAAACCCCAUGAAGCUGAGAUUCUGAAGGACCCAGCUUAGGUUCUUCCACUUAGGCCUCAAUUCCCUUCCUUUUCCAGGGGCAGCCUUAGUUCCCAUGGCCCUAAAAUACAUAUACAUUUUCCCCUUCCUUUUCCAGAACCCACAACCCUUAUAUGCCCAGUGCAUCUGUUUUACAAGUGGAAGAACUAGGAUGGCUCUCUAAGUCUCUUAGAAAUGAAGUUCUUUGUCUGUGCAGCUUUCCCCGUGGAGCAGGAAUGAAGAUGUUUUGUUGCCCUGGGGCUGGGAAAACAUUUUCCCCGGCUUUUUCUCCCCUCCCCCAUCCCCAUAGGAAUAGGAUUGGCCUUAGAUUCUGGGCCUGUCUGCUGCCUUCCCUCUACUUCCUACCAGCUCUUCUGCCUUCCUUUGAGCUCUGUUAGGCUCGGGGAUCUUCGUUUUUUAUUUCCCAGCGCUUCAUUUUUUUCUUCUGGUCAGGUUUUUAAGGGGGGAAAUACCAUGUUUUUUUGUUUGUUUGUUUUGUUUUUGCUUCUAAGAAAGCAAUUGCCUUUCUUCCUCUCCCAACAUAACAAUCGUGGUAACAAUGCGACUGCUGAUUUACCGAUUUACCGAUGUAUUUAAUGUAAGUAAAAGAAAGAAAAAGUG